GUUGUAUCAGUGCCCUGUAUAUUGUUUGCUCAGUCGGCCGUAGAAUUUGAUCUUUUUCGCGAAACGGAAUUAAAUAUACUUGUAUAAUGUGGAUGACAGUACUUCUAAGUUUAUUUCUACUGCUGAUAGUGUGGAAGCUCCUGGAGCGGCUAAACCGUAAAUACUUUAUCCUGACCCUAGCAAAGCGUGUACAGACUGUGGAUGGCAGCCCACUGGAGACCAAAGUGUUUGUGCAGCCGGGAAAGACCAGAUUCGGCAAUAAUUUUGAUAUACUGAAAUUCACUCCAUCAAUGGUGUUUAGAUAUGUCAGAGAUGCCCAUGCCAAGGCCGGGGGACGAAGCUUUAUGUUUUAUUUCCUAUUCAGGGGAAUGUACAAUGUAGUUCGUGCUGAGGAUGUCGAGGAAAUCUUGCAAAGUACCAAACUGAUAACUAAGAACGUCAUAUACGAAUUACUAAAACCCUUUCUAGGCGAUGGUUUACUUAUCAGCACAGAUCAAAAGUGGCAUUUUAGAAGGAAGCUACUGACGCCCGCUUUUCAUUUCAAUAUACUACAAAGCUUUCUAGAUAUAUUCAAGGAGGAAACCCAUAAGCUUAUAUGUGAGCUACAGGAGAAGGUGGACGUUGAAUUGGAGCUAAAUCAGAUUAUUCCUCAGUUUACGCUUAACAACGUUUGUGAAACUGCGCUUGGCGUCAAGCUUGAUGAUAUGAUAGGAAGUGCACAAUAUCGUAAAUCAAUGCACGCUGUAGAGGAAGUUAUGGUUGAGCGGAUUUGUAAUCCGCUUUUCUUUUUGGAGCUAUACUUUUAUAUUUACGGCAGUUAUAGAAAGCACGUGACGAAUCUUAAGAUAGCCCAUGAAUUCUCUAGUCGCAUCAUCGAGCGAAAGAGAGAACAGUUCAAGAAGCGGCAGUCGGGAAUUGUGGAUGAUUGCGGAAGGAAAAAACGAUAUGCAAUGCUGGACACACUCCUGGGAGCUGAGGAUGAGGGUCUUAUUGAUCAUCAGGGCAUUUGUGAUGAGGUCAACACGUUCAUGUUUGAGGGCUACGACACCACGUCCACCUGUCUCACAUUUACCCUGCUUAUGUUAUCACUACACGAAGAUGUCCAGCAACAUUGUCUUGAGGAAUUUCAGAAUCUUUCAGAAAACGACGACGAUCUCAGCGUAUUCGAUUAUAAUGAGCUGGUUUAUUUGGAGUGUGUAAUUAAGGAGACCUUGCGUCUUUAUCCCCCAGUUCCAUUCUUUGGUCGUGACUGUACGGAGCAAAGCGUCGUAAAUGGUCUUAUCUUGCCAAAGGAUACACAGAUUAAUAUUCAUGUAUUUGAUAUCAUGAGAGAUCCGCGCCACUUUCCAAAUCCCACCGAAUUUAAUCCGGAACGGUUUCUACCCGAAAACACAGUCAAUCGUCACCCAUUUGCCUUUAUUCCCUUUAGCGCUGGACAACGUAAUUGCAUUGGACAAAAAUUUGCUAUUUUGGAGAUGAAAGUUUUGCUAGUUUCAAUAUUAAGAAAUUUUAAACUAUUGCCGGCUAUGCAACUAGAGGACAUUAUCUUUGAAUAUGGCAUUGUCUUACGCUCUAAAAAGAAUGUUAAGGUUAAAUUUCAAAGCCGUCGGAGAUCCUAAGAUCGGACA
Messenger RNA from Drosophila innubila, 1628 nucleotides. Its product is annotated as probable cytochrome P450 4ac1. Lineage: Eukaryota; Metazoa; Arthropoda; Insecta; Diptera; Drosophilidae. Gene Ontology annotation, molecular function: heme binding; iron ion binding; monooxygenase activity. The transcript has 6 exons. The record is from RefSeq and is a predicted model, not a curated record. Bases 87 to 1619 code for a protein of 510 amino acids.